This is a messenger RNA of Erinaceus europaeus (western European hedgehog), 9993 nucleotides long. RefSeq names its product solute carrier organic anion transporter family member 5A1 (gene SLCO5A1). Gene Ontology annotation, biological process: transmembrane transport; sodium-independent organic anion transport. The transcript has 10 exons. Gene Ontology annotation, cellular component: membrane. Gene Ontology annotation, molecular function: protein binding. Bases 766 to 3351 code for a protein of 861 amino acids. NCBI's taxonomy places the organism in Eukaryota, Metazoa, Chordata, Mammalia, Eulipotyphla, Erinaceidae. The record is from RefSeq and is a predicted model, not a curated record.
UGGGUGACAGUGGAGAAGCCGUAUGUGUGUGUGUGUGUGUGUGUGUGUGUGUGUGUGUGUGUGUUCAUGUGCGUGUGUGUGUAUGUGCGUGUGUGUGUGCGUUUGCGUGUGUGUGUGUGUGUGCGUGCAAGAGUUCAGCACGAGCUACGGGCUCCUUCACUGAUUUCUCCGCGGCUGGACCGAGGCAGCCUCCCCAAGGUGGCUUCCAACUACUCCCGCACUUCCAGUGCCCAUCACCCACCGCUCCACUCUCAGCCAGACAGACUGACCCACGGACUGACGAGGUGGCAGCUUUGCGCCCGAAGGUACAGCGAGUGGAGCGGGCGAGGACCGGGCGCCUCUGGCCCAGCCUGCCGGGGCGAGAUGCGCCGAGGACCGCGGCGCUGAGCGCCCCACGCUGGGCACCGGGUAGACUCGCUCCCGGGCUGCAGACCGAGAGGUGGCGGAGGGGAUGCGUCUGGGACACUCUGAGCCCCUGCUGCGAAUUCCAGCCCAGAGGUGGACGUCCACCCGGGCUCAUCGCAGGACCGUGCGGACCCCGGCCUCCCGGGGAACACAGCGGCCGGGCCCCGGGGCUACGCGCAGGGUUGGGAUGCCCUGGGCGCCUCCCUGCUGGUGAGGAUGCCUUGCGGCGCGGCUCUGCAUUCCGUCCGGGUCCCAGGUGGGCACGGCUGUAUGGGCCGGGUUUUGGUCCCUCGUGCCGCUGGAUAAAAAGCGCCAGGGUCGGUGAAUGCGUUUAAAGAUUGAAUCGCAAGUCGAAGAGCCAUGGACCAAGGGACUGAGGUGCAGCCCCAAGCGGGAGAGCCAUUGGAAGCACCCGCUGUAGGGGGAGUACAGAUCAGCCAAGCAGACGCUUUAAGGUGCAAGAGUUUACCGGUCCUGAACAGCGCCUCCUGCCGGCCAGAUCUGAGAUCCGCGAGUAUAGCCACCAAGCCAGGCUGUACAGAUUCUUUGGGUCAUCAGGAGUUGAAGCAAGGCUCGAAUCAGUUGACUCCCAGCCCUUCUGCACCUUCCACAUCAGCUGAGACGCCUGGGCUAGCGGACUGUAACCACAGGGUGGAUGUUAGCAAAACCAUGUCGGUGUCCUCUGCCUUGGCCAUGCUCCAGGGGAGAAGAUGCCUUUAUGUAGUCCUCACGGAUUCCCGUUGCUUCCUAGUUUGCAUGUGCUUUCUGACCUUCAUCCAGGCGCUAAUGGUCUCUGGGUACCUCAGCAGUGUCAUCACCACCAUCGAAAGGCGCUACAGUCUGAAGAGUUCUGAAUCGGGGCUGCUGGUCAGCUGCUUUGACAUUGGGAGCCUGGUGGUGGUGGUAUUUGUUAGCUACUUUGGUGGCCGGGGUCGGCGACCCCUUUGGUUGGCAGUGGGUGGACUCUUCAUUGCCAUCGGGGCUGUCCUCUUCGCUUUACCUCACUUCAUCUCGCCUCCCUACCAGAUCCAAGAGUUGAACGCCUCGGCCUCCAAUGAUGGCCUGUGUCAGACUGGCAACUCCAGGGUGACUUUGGAAUCUUCCGCCUGCUUGAAAGACUCUGGAGGAAAUAAUCACUGGGUCUAUGUGGCUUUAUUCAUUUGUGCACAGAUUCUUAUUGGAAUGGGCUCCACACCUAUUUAUACCCUGGGACCAACCUACUUAGAUGACAAUGUCAAGAAAGAAAAUGCCUCCUUGUACCUAGCCAUCAUGUAUGUCAUGGGAGCACUUGGUCCUGCAGUGGGAUAUUUGUUGGGUGGACUUCUGAUUGGUUUCUAUGUUGACCCCAGAAAUCCUGUUCACCUUGACCAGAAUGAUCCUCGUUUCAUUGGAAAUUGGUGGAGUGGAUUCCUCCUUUGUGCCAUUGCGAUGUUUCUUGUGAUAUUCCCAAUGUUUACUUUUCCAAAAAAGCUUCCACCUCGACACAAAAAGAAAAAGAAAAAGAAAAAAUUUUCUGUGGAAGUUGUUAGUGAUGAUGAUGAUGAUGAUGAUGAUGAUGACGACGAUGUUAUGAAAGAGAAAUCAAACAACAGUGAACACAUGGACAAAAAAGUUUCUUCUAUGGGAUUUGGAAAGGAUGUCCGAGACCUACCAAGAGCAGCUGUCAGGAUCUUAAGCAACAUGACAUUCCUUUUUGUGAGUUUGUCAUACACAGCUGAGAGUGCCAUUGUAACUGCUUUCAUUACCUUCAUUCCCAAGUUCAUCGAGUCACAGUUUGGUAUUCCAGCUUCCAAUGCCAGCAUCUACACUGGUGUUAUUAUUGUCCCCAGUGCCGGUGUUGGUAUUGUCCUGGGAGGCUACAUUAUAAAAAAACUGAAACUUGGCGCAAGAGAAUCUGCAAAGCUGGCUAUGAUCUGCAGUGGUGUGUCCUUACUGUGUUUCUCAACCCUAUUUAUUGUUGGAUGUGAAAGUAUUAAUCUAGGGGGCAUCAACAUACCUUAUACAACAGGGCCUUCCCUCACCAUGCCGCAUAGGAAUCUGACAGGAAGCUGCAAUGUUAAUUGUGGUUGUAGAAUCCAUGAGUAUAAGCCAGUUUGUGGAUCCGAUGGGAUUACAUACUUUAACCCUUGUUUGGCAGGCUGCAUCACUAGCGGUAAUGUUAGCACUGGGAUAAGGAAUUACACAGAAUGCACCUGUGUCCAAAGCCGACAAGUGAUCACUCCGCCCACAGUGGGACAGCGCAGUCAGCUCCGCGUGGUUAUUGUCAAAACAUAUCUCAACGAGAAUGGCUAUGCUGUGUCUGGGAAGUGUAAACGGACUUGUAACACCCUCAUCCCGUUCUUAAUUUUUCUUUUCAUAGUCACCUUCAUCACAGCAUGUGCCCAACCCUCAGCCAUCAUAGUAACACUCAGGUCUGUAGAAGAGGAGGAGAGACCUUUUGCGUUGGGAAUGCAGUUUGUUUUACUUCGAACACUUGCAUACAUUCCUACUCCGAUUUACUUUGGCGCUGUGAUUGACACCACCUGCAUGCUUUGGCAGCAGGAAUGUGGCGUGCAAGGUUCCUGCUGGGAGUACAACGUGACGUCCUUUCGCUUUGUCUAUUUUGGUUUGGCGGCCGGUCUCAAAUUUGUUGGCUUUAUUUUUAUUUUUCUGGCUUGGUACUCCAUUAAAUACAAGGAAGAUGGACUGCAGAGGCAGAGGUGGAGAGAGUUCCCCCUGAGCACUGUGAGUGAGAGGGUUGGCCACAGCGACAAUGCCAGUAAAUAUGCCCGGACUGCGUCAUGCCCUGUGUUCAGCACCCAGGGAGAAUUUCAGGAAGAAACUGGCCUGCAAAAAGGGAUCCAAUACACAGCGCAGACCUAUCCAGGGCCCUUCCCAGAAGCAAUAAGUUCUUCUCCAGACCCAGGGCUCCAAGAAAGUCCUGCUGCCAUGUCGCCUCCCUCCUAAAGCUUCAAGAUGAAAGACUUUCAUUUUGUUGGUUGAGUUGAAUAUGGUGACUUGAGAAACACCGUGCCUUCUUUUCUUUCUUUCUUUUUUUAACCUUGAAAAGACACAACCCUCAAACCAACAAAACUCAUUAUACACAGCCACUGUUGACGGAGGGCUGGAUACCUCAACAAGACUGAGAGCCUUUUCUUCCUUCUCUCUAAGAAGGAGGAGUUUAGAUAGAUGUGCUGCCAUUUCUGCUAGGAUAAUUUAGUGCUCAUGCUCAGAUAGGGUGUAAGGGUGCAGCACAUGGUGAACAAGACCACGGAAGGGUAAUGGCAGCAAAUAUUAGCAUACACUCCAAACCAAGGUGAGCUUGAUCAUUUUUUUUUUUUUACAGUUAUAAAGGAAGGUUUUAAAAAAUUUUUUUUUUAAAUAGGAACACCUACUGUGAGUUCUGUUACAAAGCACAAAUGAAUUUGCCUCAACUAUGCAAUUUGGGAAACUGUAAGAGCAGCAUGUUAUCUUUGCUUUCAGAGACUAAACCAGAUAUGAUUUUGAACAAAGAAAUUUAACUUUCCCUAAAGUACUGUUAACAACAUUUUAAGCCAUAGCAUGAUUAUAAAUCAGGUGGAAAUUUUCAGAUGCUUCAAAAGAACCAGAUGCAUCGCAUGAUCAAAGAACGGCCAUUUUGUUUCAUGAGACAUAUUUUCUUUCAGUAUGUCUGUCAUAGGAUAGCUAAAGAGGCUGCUGAAUCAUAAAUCGGAUAGCUUGAGAAUAUAGACUCCAGUAUUUUUCUUUUUAAGAGGCAUUGAAACUAGUGUGCUAGCAACAUGGUUAGAACUUGUCAUUUGACAUGCACAGUGAGGAAAGAAACGGGUGACUUUCUCAUCCAAUAAAAUUACUGCAGAAAUUCCGAGCCCACAUCAGAGUGGUUCAAAAUUGUAAAGUUUUGAUACUCAAAAUGGUUGCAAAAGGAAAUUUCAGAAAAUGAAGAAUGAGUCUUACCUGAUAAUUCUACUUAUGUACCUGGAAGCACUAGCACUCCCUCUUCCCUUCCUUCCUUCCCUUCUCUCUCUCUUUCUCUCUAUUUCUUUUUUCAAAAGCCUCGUGGGCACUCCUGAAAUCUAGUAGUUCUAUCAGGGAAUAUAAACAUGACUUUGAAUAUAUCUGGCUGGAGAUCUGAGAGCUGAACCUACAAUAUGAUCUAAGGAAUGUUAGAGGGAAAAGCAUAUAUAUGAUAGAGACAGACAAGCAGUAAGAUAGAGAGAGUGAGAGAUCAUAACGCUGAUAUUUCCUUCAAUGCGCUGGGGGUUGGACUUGAACUUGGGUCGCUUACAUGGCAAAGUAGUACACUAUCCAAGUGAGCUUUUCACCAGCCCUAGAAAAUAAUUCUGAAUAAACUGCUAUAUCAUACUCAAUCCUAUUUUAUCAGAAUUAGAAUUAAUGCAAGCAUCUCCUUGAUUCCUUCCUACUGUCACUUUCCUAGAAUAAUUCUGAGAGAGAACUUUUCUGUUUCUGAAUGCACUUUGAAUUCACUAUCCGUCAUUCUUUUUGAUACCUCUCAGCAUAUCGUGCUGACUUGGGCACCACACAGAAAGCUUUCUCGAUGAUGGUUCUUAAGCUGGUUGUCUCUUGAUAGCACUGUGGCCUGAAAGUAAAUUAACUUAUGGGAUCAGGCUGCUCAUAAAAAAAAAAAAAAGAAUUGUGGUAACUCAGCCUUAAGAGAACUCGGAAGGACAAAAUUUCAUUAUAAUUGUGAAUUGUUUCUGCCAGGGAGCCUAAGCUGUUUUAGUAGAUGGUUUUCUUUGAUUGGGUUAUACUCAUCAAUAGAGGGGAUGAAACCAACAUAACUGUUCCUUGGCUGGACAGGUGGAGUCACAUGCAUAUUCCUGAGCACAGGGCCACUUUGCUUUCUACCUGGGCUUAAUAUUGGUUAAAUAGCUUGCUUGGCUGCAUACAGUUUGUGGAGAGUCUCAAAGCUUUUUUUUUUUUUUUACAAAUAAUUGUAUUGGGGGAAUAAUGGUUUGUAACACAGUUAUUGACACCUUGGUAUAAUCACUUUCCCUUGAUAGGUGUCUGCACAUGACUCCUGCCACCAACUUAAGUUUAUCUAAGGGUUAAAACUCUUAAGUCUAUAAAGGUUGGAGUCAGUGAUCUCAGGGAAUAGAAACUUCCCUUUGAGUGAUCCUAUUUAUCUAAAUCAUAAGAACCACUGUUGCCUGUCAUUGUACUGAUGUUUGUCCAGCUUUGGCCACAGUGGUGUAUGUGAAGCUCUUCAGAGAGCAUUACUGACUGCUACUUACUAUGCACUCUGAAGCCUAUUUCCCUCUAUUGGAAAUAUCUGAUCUUCUAUAUGAGAAAAUUUCCUUCUGUGUUGUAACUAAAGAUAUAUAAGUCGGGGAGCUGUGAUAUUUUCAUAGACACUGCCUUUUGUUAUUAAGAUACUGCAUCAAGAUAAUUUGGAUGGAAUAGAUGUUUUUGGUAGCUAAGAUUAUGUUUUCUGACGCUUAAAGUUUCUCUCUUCUUGAUAGUACAUUUAGAAAAGGAGUAAUUCUCAGAACCCCAGUCUAGGCAAACGAUGGACUCAAUGGGUGUCAUUAGAGAGGCUCCCCUGUCUCUACUCUGAACAGUCAGUAGGUUUAGCAGUCAACAAUGGAGCAUUUUAUCCAGCUGUCAUCUGUUACCCCAUGUACUCCUUUGAGAUGACUAGCCAGAACCCAAGGAACUUGACCUGUGCCGCAAUGUUAAUUUUGUAGUUCCUUGAGUAUUUGACACUUAUCAAUGGCAGGUGUAUCAUUUAGAUGUUGUUGGAGAAUGUAGAACAAGUAAAAGUCAUGGGAGACUGACACUAGGGAAUAAGUACUAAUUAAGAGUUGUCUCCCAGAUGCUUUGGGUUCCAGUGUCAUUAUUGGAAUGUCACACAGUUAAACUUUGUGACCAUUGUGUAGAUUAUGCCAUCUAAUUGUGUAUUUGAGGUGCUUGUGUGUGUGUGUGUGUGUGUGUGGGUGGGUGUGUAUGUUAAUAAACUGGUCAUUUUACUUUAUAGUCGCAGCUCCUCUUGCAAGUUUUAAUAGCCACUCACCAGGUAUAUAAGCUUUUAAUUAUAUGUAUUGGAGAAAGGUAAUUUCAUUCUUUUAUGAACUCUGUAGAUUAAUGCAUUCAUUGACUUUAAUAUGCAAGUAUAAUGUCCUUGAGUUGAGCCUAUUAGGUUUGAAACUCCCUGGUGGUGGGUGGAUGGUUGUAGUACAUUGUUUGGGUUAUUGUCAUCUAUAGGAAAUGCUUAUAUUUGGUCUGGGAGGUGGCACAGUGGAUAAAGCACUGGAUUCUCAAGCACGAGGAAAUGCUUAGGUUCUACAGAUUGAUUUAAUUCUUCUAAACAGUCAAAAGGCAUUCAGAACCAAGGAGGAAGUGGGGAACUAGUGAUGGGACAAUUUAGUGCUUGUUGAGAGUUGACCGAGUGCGAGCAUUCAGCUGAACAUUUAAUAGACAUCAUUUGUUUUAACUCUCAUAAAAAUUUUGCAAGAUAAUUACUUUUACCCUUGUAAAAAUCAUGGAAACUGAGCGUCAGAGAGGUAAUUUGUUUAGGAUUUUACGGAGUGGCCAGCACAGUUUACUUCUAGGGCCCUCUACCACCAUUGCUUAUUUACUUCUUACAGUACAUAGUGCUACAAUAAUUUUGGUUUUCAAAGACCUGCUGUGACUCUAAGAUAGUGAGAUUAAUGUGUUUCAUUUUUUUAAAAAAAAUGUGUUACUAUUCUUGAAGAGUAGAGAAUUAUUAUUUCUUUGUAUAAAAUGGCGGGGAAAGUGUGGGGACUAUAAAAUGUAAUGUUGAUAUUUCAAAGUAAAUUUUCAUUCACCUAGCUAAGUGUUGUAUUCAAGAUUGUUUGUCAUAACAUAUGUCAGAUUUUUUUUAUAGUCAUAUGUAAUACAGAACAAAUCUGAUUUGGGUGUUAACAUUCAGUGUCAGUAGAGUUUCUGAAAUGCAGCAUAAGAAAUGGGGGUUCAGAUUUGUUGAAUCUGAGCUUUGGGGAUUUCCUGUGUAUGUUUUAUUUAUCCCCCUUUAAAAGAUGUUAAUAUUUUCAUAGUUUUUUUUUUUUUUUUUUUUUUAGAACAAAGAUCUCUCCAGGUCUCUCUCUUUUUUCCUUUCAGAAAGAGAUACGGGGAUAGAUAAUAGAGACAGAGCCACCCCAGAUCUGCUGGGAAAUUGUGUAGAUGCAGUCACAUCUGCCAUGUUGUCCCCUCAUGCUAUUGCUAGUUCCCUCGAGAGUUGGGAGUUGAGAGUUCCCUCGGAGUGCCUGUUCCACCAUGUUGUGCCCUCAGGGUAUUGUCAAUUCCCCGGGAUAGUUGGAGUGCUUUGGUUACUCCUCCCCCUUCCCAUUCCCACGAAAGUUAUUAUCCUACCCUGGAGUGCUAUGGUUACUCCUCCCCCUUCUCAUUCUCACAAGAGCUAUUCCCAUAAAAGCCCUUCUUCUUCUGCCCCUCGCUCAGUGAGGAAAGGGUGUGGGGCAUAGCAGGAGGUGGCCAUUUUGGCUGGCUCCAAGUGGCCUGAACCACCCGUCUGACCCAACAAUAAAGGAUUGUGUUCCCUUUCUUCUCCAAACCUCCUUUUUCUGCGUCCCACCGCCGCCACUACAGCAAGCGACACAGAUCAAAGAUUAGAGCUUCAUCUGGUGCCACAGAGCCUGUAGUGUAGUGCUGGGUUCAAACCUUGGUCAAGUGUGUAACAAAGCACUACCUGGUGAGCUCUUUGGCCUUAAUUUUUUUUUUCUUAAAUAACCACUGAAGUUUCCUAAUAGAAACUUUUAGAUGAACAUUUGCUGUUACAUCUUAAAUAAACAUAUAUAAAGGUUAUGUUUCACAUACCAUACCUCUGAGCUAUUGUUACCUUGAGUAGCUAUAAUCAUACAUUGUAGCCUGCAUUUGGAAAUGUAAGCUUUCAGAGAAGACUGCUAACCUGGAGGAGAGUUCAAUGAAGGGCAUGGCAAUCCCAUAUUGACACCAAUCACCAGGAAAUUUUCAGAUGUUUCUUAGCCUGUAAUUCCAGCAAGUAUUCUUUGGUGGAUUUGCAGCUAGAAUCAAUCUCUCUCUCUCUCUCUCUCUUUCUCUCUCUCUCUCUGGAACUGGUUGUUUAUCAGUUGUCCUUGCUCCAAAGAGAAGAUCAUAGUUUGAAUGAACCUGACGAGUUUGUAGAAAUUCUGUAGUACACUCUGAAGUAGUGAGAGAACCCACACCUAGGGUGAUAAUCAAUUGUAUUUUGUUCAAAUUUAAAAUGUUCUAGAUGAUACAGAAACACGAAUUUCACUCUUGUCGUAUAGCCGCAGACUAAGAAAUCUUAUGUAGCAGAAGUUAUCACUACAAUUCCAGAAUCGCCUACAUCACAGGUUUGCUUCCUUGGUUACACAGACUCAUAGGUAGCCUUUACUCUUAUUUGCAUUUCCCCUUUCAUAGAACGGAAGGGAGUGAGUGCCAUGGCUGGCAGGUGAAGUGAGUGGCCUUGUGCACUUUAUGUUUUCUGUCUUCUCUCCUCCUCACUUUCCAGGAUGUCUGUUGCUCUACCCCUGACUUGUUGCUGCAUUGGAAUCAGAUUUGUGAAUGUCUGAAGAAGUUAUUUUAAGCACUUCAUUUGCUGUUCAGCCCUAGGAAGGGUCAGAUAUGAAAAACAAACAAACAAAGCUUACUAGGGUUGCUUUUGCAACAUUUAAACAGCCUGGUGCUAAGUGUACUUGAUGCAUGCUUACCAUGAAAACACGCCACUGAAUUCACAGUGUUUCAUUUAUAAGGGACUGCAUGUGUUCUAUUUUUGGAAAUCUUGGAAAACUUCCCAGAUAAAAAGCACCCAUUACUUUCAUUACUACAGUUAACCCAUGAAUUUUAUGCUGCAAAAGUGAGAAGUGUAAGGGGGAAUACUUUUUCUAUGGAAAAAUCAGCUCUUUUGAUAUUUAUUUUAUCAAGACUAACCAGAUGCUAAGCAUAAUUUCAGAAAGGAGAAAAAUAUUUCAGAUAAUACUUUUUUUAUUUCUUCUCCAAAAAAAUAAAUAAAUAAAAGCACCUCACACCUGUGGAAGGUGUUUUUAAUAUUGGAGUUCUGAGGGUGUCUUUUUCUGGUAUUCUGUUGCAUGCUAAAGUGGAAGGAAGAGGUAGCACUGGAAGCUGUGCAUCUGCAGGGACAUAUCAAACCAAAGGGAUGAACAAAAGAAGUCUAAGUCUGUUUCUAGAAAGGAAGAAUAACAAAAUUGGUAAGGUUUAUCAUGGGCAUUUCUCUUAAAAUACAUACUUCUACUCCAAACCCCAAAUGUUAAUUUAGAAGCACGAAACAGGAAGGUCAGUCUCUAAUUCUUUUAAGAAAUGUAAUACUGUGUCAAAUAAACUGGAUUAGGAUCCUAGUGGAGUGUGUGUGUGUGUGUGUGUGUGUGUGUAGGUGUGAUUGUGAUGAAAGGUUGUUUUGACUUGUUUCAUAAAGAAGUUUGAUUUUGUGAAUUUUAAACGGAAUAUUUAUUUGGAGACCUAUUAUGUAAUUUAAAGAUGUAUUGAUUUUCUCAUGUUUAAUGAAUUCUAUUGUUAAUGUACUAAUAAACUUUGGUUUACAAGAUCUUGAAUACUUGAUCAUUGGAAAUUAAGAAAACAAGUUAAUAAAGAAUAAAGUGCGUUGGAUUAAAACUA